This is a messenger RNA of Cololabis saira (Pacific saury), 2961 nucleotides long. RefSeq names its product POU class 2 homeobox 1b (gene pou2f1b). Gene Ontology annotation, molecular function: RNA polymerase II cis-regulatory region sequence-specific DNA binding; DNA-binding transcription factor activity, RNA polymerase II-specific. NCBI's taxonomy places the organism in Eukaryota, Metazoa, Chordata, Actinopteri, Beloniformes, Belonidae. Gene Ontology annotation, cellular component: nucleus. Gene Ontology annotation, biological process: regulation of transcription by RNA polymerase II. Bases 78 to 2132 code for a protein of 684 amino acids. The record is from RefSeq and is a predicted model, not a curated record. The transcript is spliced from 15 exons.
GAGGAGCAGCGAGUCAAGAUGAGAGUUCGGGAGCAGAUGUUAAAGUGAAUAAUCAGUCAGAAACUACUAAAUGUGCAAUGGACAGUGGUGACGGAAACACCGGAAUCCAGACCAAUGGAUUGGACUUUCAGAGGCAGAUGGUGCCAACCACAAUCGCUAAUGCACACACACAAGCCCUCCUCCAACAGUCUAAGUUGGAAGACUCGGGCGCUCUCCCGACCUCCGUCCAGCAGAGCGUCCAGCCUCAAACCCAGCUAAUGUUGGCCGGGGGACAGAUUGCUGGAUUGGCCCUGACUCCAGCACAGCAGCAGCUGUUGAUCCAGCAGGCUCAAGCUCAGCUCCUGGCUGCAGCUGUGCAGCACUCAGCCAACCAGCAGAACGGCACCACCGGGGCCAGCAUCUCGGCCUCCGCAGCCACACCCAUCACCCAGCUGCCGCUGUCGCAGCCCAUCCAUAUCUCCCCUCAGAAUCUAGGCCUGCCUCAGUUUGUCUUGGUUCAGCCCGGCCACCAGAUUGCCACGUCACUGCAGCCUGCCCAGUUCAUCAUCUCGCAGACGUCACCGGCCCAGCAGGGCAUCUUGCAAGCCCAGAGUCUUCUAACUCAACUACCUCAAAGCCAAGCUAACCUCCUGCCGACUCAACCAAGCAUCACCCUUGCAACUCAGCCUGCAACUCCAACACGGACAACCACCGCCACACCUAUCCAGUCCUUGCCCCAGAGUCAGACCCCACCCAAGCGGUUGGACACCCCGACUCUGGAGGAGCCUAGUGAUCUCGAGGAGCUGGAACAGUUUGCAAAAACUUUCAAACAGAGACGAAUCAAACUGGGCUUUACGCAGGGGGACGUCGGCCUGGCCAUGGGGAAGCUGUAUGGAAACGACUUCAGUCAAACCACCAUCUCUCGCUUUGAGGCCUUGAAUCUGAGCUUUAAAAACAUGUGCAAACUCAAGCCUUUACUGGAGAAGUGGCUCAACGAUGCAGAGAACCUGACAUCUGACCAGGCCUUGUCCAGUCCCAGCGCCCUGGGCUCCGCGGGCAUGGGCAUCGAGGGGAUCAAUCGUAGACGGAAGAAGAGGACCAGUAUCGAGACCAGCAUUCGAGUGGCCUUAGAAAAAAGCUUUCUGGAGCAGAACCAAAAACCUACCUCUGAAGAGAUUACCAUGAUCGCUGACCAGCUCAACAUGGAGAAGGAAGUAAUUCGGGUCUGGUUCUGCAACCGCCGCCAGAAAGAGAAGAGGAUCAACCCCCCCAGCAGUGGCAACAGUAUCGGAGGAAACACCCCCAUCAAAACCAUCUUCACGCCCAGUAGCCCUUUGGUGGCCAGCACAGCAAGCCUUGUUAACAGUCCAACUAUUAACACAUCCACCACUCUGACUGUAAACCCAGUGAUGCCUCUCAGCACCAGCGUCUCCGGUCUGACUUUCACAGGCACGACAGUUGGAGCCACGAACACGGCAUCGGUCAUCUCCACCACGCCCAUCUUCACCACGUCGGUCAGCUCUCCGUCUCUCAGCCCGGCGACUCCCACGGCUCUCCAAGCCUCGUCCACGGACAGCAAAGCCGGCCUUCAGGCCCAGACCAUCGUCACGCAGGCGCCGACGUCCAUAGCCACGACUCUCGGAGGGGGUCAGGUGAUGGUGACGGCGUCGGGGCUGUCGGCCGCGCUGCAGGGCGCCCAGCUUCCCACCAGUGCCAGCUUCGCGGCGAUGGCGGCUGCUGCGGGGCUCAACCCGGGACUGAUGUCCACCCAGUUCACACCAGGGGGCACCCUCCUCAGUCUGACUCCGGGGGGGCUCGGCAGCGCGCUAAGUCCUGCUCUCAUGAGUAGCAGCACCCUGGCUACACUUCAAGCGGCCCUGGCGUCGAGCGGCACGAUCCCCAUCACCUCCCUGGAAGGCGGGAACCUGCUGUUCGCCAACACCUCCGGCACCACGCCCAACCUGGUGACCACGCCGCUCUUCCUGAACCCCCAGAACCUGCAGAACCUGUCGCUGCUGACCAGCAACCCGGUCAGCCUGGUGUCGGCCGGGGCGGGCGGGCUGCAGCUCUCCGCCGACCCCCACCACCAAGCCUCCGCGGCCGCCGUGCCUGUGCAAGCCUCCACCAUCACCACUGCCUCCAAGGCCCAGUGAGGCCGGCGCCGGCGCGGCCGCGUCCCCAACCGACGGCCCGGCUCCUCCGGCGAGCACGAUGCUGUCGCAUCACCGAGGGACGGGGACGCCGACUCCCCGACCUUUGUUUCAUUGUAUCUACCAUUAUUUAAUCCUUUUGCUGCCACCAAAAAGAAAACAACCUCCAAUAAGAUUGGGCAUACUUUUUCUUUUAAAAAAAAUGUUUUUUUUUGUUUUGUUUUUUUUCUUUCGUUUUUGAUUCUUGGACAUUUUUCCAGAAGCAGAAGCCACAUAGACAUUGUUGUUGGCGAGCCUCUGCUCACGAACCCUGACGGGCGUCCGGGACGAAAAGACGUCCCCGGCGCCAUCAAGUUCACAUUUUGUAUAUACAUCCUCCUGUUUCCAACUCUGAUCUCUUUUCUCUACAACACUUCUAACCAAAAACAAAAACUUUUCUCUUUUAACAUUCAAACUUAAACGAUUUUACUAAUUUCACACCGUUAAUCAUCACUAACUGGUUUGUGCACCACCUUAUGAUUAAUUAUGUUUUCUUUUGUUUUUUUUGUCAGGCCUUGACGUGAAUCAUAUCAAAUUUAUAUUUUGGAAACUUUUCUUUAUCCUUACUUUCUAUAUUGUUGACAUUUUCAGAACUUUGUAAAUCUAUUAUUAAGUUAAGAUUUAACUAUCACUUUUUAAUCGUGGUUAUAAGGCUUUAAAAACAAGUAAUAAGUGGCCGAUAUAAAGGUUAUCAUUGCUUUAAGGGUCGGAGGGACCUCGCCGUCUCUCCGAGUCUCCUCUGGAAACACUGACUUUUAUGUUUUUGCUGCGGCGGUGGCGAUGACGCCGCUGC